Messenger RNA from Babesia bovis T2Bo, 651 nucleotides. RefSeq names its product putative integral membrane protein. The transcript has 5 exons. The coding region runs from base 90 to 614 and encodes 174 amino acids. NCBI's taxonomy places the organism in Eukaryota, Apicomplexa, Aconoidasida, Piroplasmida, Babesiidae. The record is from RefSeq and is a predicted model, not a curated record.
UUUUCUGAGUAUUUCUGUAUAUUUACAUCACAAAACAUGUUGCAAAUUCAUGGGAUUUUAGUAAAUGUGUGCACUUUUAGACAGAGAGAAUGAAAACGACAUCAACCCUGGUAGUAGUAUCAACUAUCGCCACGCUCUCAGUAGCAACGGCAGCUACAUCCAAUAGAACGGGAGGAGCGAUAAAUGGAUUCAUGCCGCACCUAGUCAACUCUACAGUGUCAACUAUCGCAGGAGUAUCACAACAGGACCUAGACACACCGCACAUCUCACUCAAAGUUAUGCCUUCAAAACGUAUACACAUCUCACCAAGUGAAAUGAAUGCGCUUUUGUUCACCAUCAAACAGGAAAUUCAUAGGAAGGUCAACCAACUAGAAGAUGAUCUGAUAGAACAUAGACACGAAAACGAAAAACACCUAUCAGCAUGGGCACUCAAUCAAGCUCCAGUAUAUAUGCCAUUUAGAGAUAAUCCGGAAGGGACCAAAAAUAAACAUGAAAGUAGUCUUGAGUUAGAAGUACAAAAAAAUAAACAGAAGGCUGAAGAUAGAAACAGCUCAGGUAAACCACAAGAGCUCGAAACUAAGGACACAACCAAGCCUAAUGAGAAGCCAGCAUGACUCCUAGUACCACGCCAUCACCCAGAGGUAUAUCUAG